CCUCCACCGCUAGUAUCACCACUGAAGACUAUGAAAUUAGUUCUAACACACAAGCAAUUGUUAGUGAUAAUACCUAGCAUUGUAGCUGGAGGCAUGGUGGAUGCAUAUUUCUACGGAGAAUUCUCUACCUUCGUAGCAACUCCAUAUCUAGGCCAGAGGGUCAUACCAUUCCUCGUCGGAAUUCUAUUCUUCACACAAGGCCUGUCAUCUUGGGUAUACGGUUUGCUCAUAUAUAAGGGAUACCUCAAACGUCGAAUAGCCAUCCUCAUUGGAGCUGCUAUUCUCACUAUCUUUUUCGUUCUUCGGAUUGCCCUCUUCUACAGUAAUAGAGGCAUAGUUGAAAACUUCAGACAGGAUCCUUCAACUCCUGAUAAAUGGAUUAAAAACAGAGAUCCCACCCCAUGGGAAUUCUUCAUGAUAUUUGGUCUAACUAUUCUCCUAGGUAUUGGUAAGGCCGCGUAUGAUUCCCAAAUACCUGCUAUUGUAUACCAUCAUUUCCAGCUUACUGAAUACCACGUCAUAGCAGUAUGUAACUACAAGGGGUAUAGGAGCAUAGGUUCUACCUUGGUUUAUGGUAUCGAUCUCUGGGGUGUAGAUAAGAUUGGCGCUAUAUACUCAGAUCAAAGAGUCUUCCCAACAACAUCGGUCAUUCUUCUGGUUAUCGUAGUUAUAGCGUAUCUCCCUUCACGGGGAUACUGGCUGA
Messenger RNA from Perkinsus marinus ATCC 50983, 703 nucleotides. RefSeq lists its product as hypothetical. The transcript has 6 exons. Lineage: Eukaryota; Perkinsozoa; Perkinsida; Perkinsidae. The record is from RefSeq and is a predicted model, not a curated record. The annotation marks the transcript as partial.